CGAUUUCAGUCGAUUUCAGUGAAUAGUCAAUAUGAAGCAAUCAAUUAUGGAUAAAAGAUGUUUCGAACUACGCCAAAUAAUAAUUUGUCGCCCAUGUAUCGAAUCUAUUCCAUAUACGCAAGAGGAUAUUGAUGCGCACAUACAAAAACCAACACACAUAAACAAAACAAAACAUUAUUUGUCCGAGCUGGGAGGCACAAGGUCGACUUUAGUCGAAGCACCUAAUAUCGUAAUGUCCACGUUUUAUGAUACAAUUACGCCAUUUAUGGAUGCAAACGAAGUGUCGGGAAAUAAAGAAGUCGCUCAUGAGCAAGAUGGACACGAGGGAGAUUACCAAAACAACCAACAAAGUGAUUCAUCUUUAAAGCCAUUGUCUCCUUUGUCCUUUUCUUGUUUAAUCAAAAAGGUUUUGAAUGAAGAAGAAGGCAUCCCAAUCACGUCACCAUUGUACGCCAACGAAUCACUGGAAAAUAUUUUAAGCAGCGAUUUGUUUCGAGCAAUUUCCACCACAUUUGACUUCGAUCACCUGAAACCAUCUAAGGUUCAAAUGACACUUUUAAAUAAUACAUUGGAACCUCAUGAUAAUUUACUUGUUGCGA
Molecule: messenger RNA, 599 nt
Organism: Contarinia nasturtii (swede midge)
Lineage: Eukaryota; Metazoa; Arthropoda; Insecta; Diptera; Cecidomyiidae
Exons: 4
Source: RefSeq, a predicted model, not a curated record